Molecule: messenger RNA, 7282 nt
Organism: Brassicogethes aeneus
Lineage: Eukaryota; Metazoa; Arthropoda; Insecta; Coleoptera; Nitidulidae
Source: the annotation of a GenBank genome assembly
CGACUAUUACAUUACGCUAGUAAAAAUUUUUACUCCCAAGUUGUUUCUCGCGGAGUUCGUGUCGGUGUCUAGUUUUUUCGGUGAAAAUAGUGAAACCAAGUGUCGAUAUGUAUUAAUUUAUCAGUGAAAAACGUUAAUGUUUGUGUAUUGUGUUUCGUUUUAAUUAUUUCGAGGUGGAUAUUUAAGUUAGAAUGGCUUUGGGUAACGGGAACACCCCGAACGGGGGUGUUACCCAAGAAAAGGCUCCGGUUGUCAACGGAACUAACAUGGAAACUCUUCCGAGGACGGGAAAACAGACUGAUCCCAACACAGCUUUUUUAAGAGCAGCCAGGGCUGGACAGUUGGACAAAAUUCAAGAAUAUUUGGACUCCGGCACUGUUAGAGACAUCAACACUUCCAAUGCGAACGGUUUGAACGCCCUUCACCUGGCUUCGAAGGAUGGACAUGUGGAAAUUGUGAGAGAACUUUUGAAGAGGGGUGCAAUUGUAGACGCGGCCACCAAAAAAGGCAACACCUCGCUACACAUCGCUUCUCUUGCUGGUCAAGAGGAAGUAGUACGAUUGCUGAUUCAACACAACGCCUCUUUGAACGUACAGUCCCAAAAUGGAUUCACCCCUUUGUAUAUGGCGGCUCAAGAAAACCACGACGGUUGCGUCAAAUACCUACUAUCGAAAGGAGCGAAUCAAACUCUAGCGACCGAGGACGGAUUCACACCCUUGGCCGUGGCCAUGCAACAAGGCCACGACAAGGUCGUGGCCGUAUUAUUAGAAAAUGACACUAGAGGGAAGGUGAGACUGCCUGCUUUGCACAUAGCUGCAAAAAAGGAUGACGUCAAAGCUGCAGCCCUACUCUUACAGAACGAACACAAUCCAGAUGUAACGUCCAAAAGCGGCUUCACCCCGCUGCACAUAGCCGCUCAUUACGGCAACGACAAAGUAGCGUCGCUUCUGUACGACAAAGGCGCCGAUGUGAACUACACUGCCAAGCACAACAUCACGCCUUUGCACGUGGCCAGCAAGUGGGGCAAGCUCAACAUGGCAACCCUGCUGGUGGCCAAGGGGGCCGACAUACAGGCCAAGACCAGGGACGGACUCACCCCGCUGCAUUGCGCGGCGCGAUCGGGCCACGAACAGGUCGUCGACAUUUUGCUCGAGAACGGGGCCCCGAUGCACGCCAAAACGAAAAACGGUUUGGCCCCUCUGCACAUGGCAGCCCAGGGUGAACACGUAGACGCCGCCAGGAUUCUUCUGUUUCACGGUGCGCCGGUAGAUGAGGUUACUGUCGAUUAUUUGACAGCUCUCCACGUUGCCGCUCACUGUGGCCAUGUCCGCGUUGCCAAACUUCUUCUAGACAGAGGCGCAGACCCCAACGCCAGAGCCUUGAACGGGUUCACUCCCUUACAUAUAGCUUGUAAAAAGAAUAGGAUAAAAAUGGUGGAGUUGUUACUUAAACAUGGUGCAAGUAUCAGUGCUACAACAGAAAGUGGACUAACUCCUUUACACGUUGCCAGCUUUAUGGGUUGUAUGAAUAUUGCUUUAUAUUUGUUACAACACGAAGCUAGUCCCGAUAUACCGACUGUGCGUGGAGAAACGCCUUUACAUUUAGCGGCCAGAGCCAACCAAACUGACAUCAUAAGAAUUCUGCUGAGAAACGGCGCUGCUGUUGACGCCAAGGCGCGAGAAGAACAGACUCCCCUCCACGUGGCUUCCAGGCUCGGCAACGUCGACAUCGUGAUGCUUUUGCUGCAACACGGCGCUCAACCCCACGCCACCACCAAAGACCUCUACACCCCGCUGCACAUCGCGGCCAAGGAGGGCCAAGAGGAGGUGGCGUCGGUGCUUUUGGAGAACGGCGCCGAUUUGACGGCGACCACGAAAAAAGGCUUCACGCCGCUGCAUCUGGCGGCCAAGUACGGCCACCUCAACGUCGCCAGGCUUCUUUUGCAGCGCGACGCCCCCGCGGACGCGCAGGGCAAGAACGGAGUCACUCCGUUGCACGUCGCUGCGCACUACGACCAUCAGCCUGUCGCUUUGCUGCUGCUGGAUAAAGGUGCGUCGCCUCACGCCACUGCCAAGAAUGGACACACGCCGUUGCAUAUUGCUGCCAGGAAAAAUCAGAUGGAUAUUGCUACAACACUCUUAGAAUACGGUGCCCACGCCGACGCAGAAUCUAAGGCUGGCUUCACACCUCUCCACUUGAGCUCGCAAGAAGGUCACUCGGACAUGUCUUCCUUACUGUUAGAACACCAAGCCAAUCCAAAUCAUGCAGCCAAAAACGGACUUACGCCCCUUCAUCUUUGCUCGCAAGAGGACCGCGUGCCGGUCGGCAACAUUUUGCUGCGCUCGGGCGCCAGCAAAGACGCGCAAACCAAAGCCGGCUACACGCCGUUGCACGUGGCGUGCCACCACGGCCACGUCAACAUGGUCAGGCUUUUGGUCGAGCAGGGCGCAGACGUCAACCCUGUCACAAGCGCAGGUUACACUCCUUUGCACCAGGCUGCGCAGCAAGGACACGUUUUGGUCAUCAGUUUGUUGCUGAAGAAUAAAGCUGACCCCAACGCUAUUACCAAUAGUGGACAAACUGCUCUUGGCAUCGCCAAUAAGUUGGGUUACAUUAGCGUGGUGGAAGAAUUGAAGGUGGUGACUGAAACAAAUGUUACCACUACAACGACGGUAAACAUCGAGGAGAAAUAUAAGGUUGUUGCACCUGAGGCCAUGCAGGAAACGUUUAUGUCCGACUCUGAAGAUGAGGGUGGAGAUGAUCCACUGUUAGGCGACCAGCAGCAAUACAAAUACAUGACCGUUGAUGACAUGAAGAGUUUGGGAGACGAUUCCAUGAAAAUGGACGUGACGAACGACGAGUACAACAGACAUUCGAUGGCUCCUUCUCACUUAAGUAACGAGCUUAUUAUUACUCCGACCCACGUCAAAGACUAUUAUGCAUCAAAUGUAAACCACCAUGCCCCUGACAACGUGGACAUCAAACGACAACCGAAAACCACAGACUUCUUGGUGUCCGUUCUGGUGGACGCCAGGGGCGCAGCUAUGCGCGGUUGCCGUCACUCGGGCGUCCGGAUGAUCGUGCCGCCUAGAUGCGCCGCCAGUCCAACGCGCAUCACCUGCAGAUACGUCAGACCGCAGAGGACCCCCCACCCUCCUCCACUGAUGGAGGGCGAGGCUUUGGCCAGCAGACUGCUGGAACUCGGGCCCGUUGGUGCCAAAUUUUUAGGACCUGUAAUCCUGGAAGUACCCCAUUUCGCAUCGCUCCGCGGAAAGCAACGCGAAAUAAUAGUUUUGCGUUCAGAAAAUGGAGAGACAUGGAAAGAACACACUCUGGAAUCCAACGAGGAAGCCAUCCAGGACGUGUUAAACCACAGUUUUGACGGACAAGAAUUGAAUCAAAUUGAUGACCUGCACACCAACAGAAUCACCAGGAUACUGACCAGCGAUUUCCCCCACUAUUUUGCCGUUGUCUCUAGAAUCAGACAGGAAGUGCACGCGAUUGGUCCGGAUGGCGGCACCGUCUCCAGCACUGCAGUUCCAUUGGUCCAAGCAGUUUUCCCGUCAAAUGCGCUCACCAAGAAAAUUAGAGUUGGGUUACAAGCUCAGGCAAUAGAACCAGAACUGGUGUCGAAGCUUCUCGGUCACGGUGUUGCCGUCUCUCCCAUCGUCACAGUGGAGCCCAGGCGCAGGAAGUUCCACAAGGCUAUAACUUUGAGCAUGCCCGCGCCCAGAGCCCACUCUCAAGGCAUGAUCAACCAGUACUCUGGAUCCGCGCCCACUCUUCGACUAUUGUGCUCCAUCACGGGCGGUCAAAAUAAGGCCGUUUGGGAGGACGUGACAGGCUCGACACCGCUCACUUUCGUCCGCGACUGCGUCUCCUUCACCACGACGGUGUCGGCACGUUUCUGGCUCAUGGAUUGCCGUAACGUGUCGGACGCGGCCAAAAUGGCGACGGAGCUGUACACGCAGUCGACGCACGUGCCCUUCAUGGCCAAGUUCGUCGUUUUCGCCAAGCGGGUGAGCAACUUGGAGGCGAGGGUCAGGGUUUUCUGCAUGACAGAUGACAAGGAAGACAAGACUUUGGAGCAUCAGGAGCAUUUUACCGAGAUUGCCAAGAGCAGGGAUAUAGAGGUACUUGAAGGCAAAUACGUCUUCAUGGAAUUCGCUGGCAAUUUGGUACCAGUACUUUCGUCUGGUGACCAACCUAGACUUGGAUUUAAAGCAUUCAAAGAAAAUCGACUAGCUUUUACCAUGAGACUUAGGGAUCAGGACGAAGACGCAGUUGGCAGGAUCGUAUUCAUGAACGACGCCAAAGUGGCUCGCGGAGAACCCAACCAAGUCCCACUGUGCACUCUCAACCUGGUUUUACCCACCGACGUGCUCCCUGGCAGGGAUUCCCAGUCGGAUUUGCUGGCAAUCGACAAGGAUUACAGCUAUCUAUCCCACGGCGGAAUCAGCAAACCCGACACCAUCCACAGAGCGGAUAUCCGAGUAUCCGACAUAUCCAACCUACUUGACGACGAUUGGGAGAGAUUGGCGCUCGAAUUGGACAUUGCGCCCUCCGAAAUCAAGCUGAUCAAGGAAGAAUAUCCGGAGAGCAAGCCGCAGCAGGCCACGGUGAUGCUGAAAUUAUGGCUGAAAACGAAAGAGGACAAGGCGACCGGUAAUCAGUUGGAGUUGGCUUUGAACAAAAUUGGCAGGCCCGAUAUCGUCAAAAAAUGUAUUUGCAACGUGGAGUUGGUCACUGACGAUAUGGAGAAGGCCAUGGCGAAAAUUCAUUUGGAGGAUAAGUCAGGUUUUGAUUAUCUCAAGGAUGAGUUGGGGCCAAGUAGAGAUACUUCAUUGAGAAGGGACGAGAAGAUUGACAUUUCUUAUAAGAGUAGUCAGGAUGAGCUUUCCAUGAGUGAGAAGAAUGAUGAUUUCCAGAACGAAAACGUGGGUAAAGACACGAUCGACAAAAUCGACAAUAAAAAAUCCAAAACGACCGUAAAAAUAGAACAACUGGAUAACAUUCCGAGAAACGAAAACGCAAACGAAGAAGCCCUCGAAGAAAUCACCAAGCAGUUCAACAAUCUUCAAGCGGCACCCAAUAAAAUAAUCGACACCAACGGAAACACCCCGCCACCAAGCCCUGCUGAUUUUAAUACCAAAGAAAAUAAUUUCGAAUCAGGAAAACCGCAGGAUAUUUUUACGUCGACGCCUGCGAAAAAAUCGGCCGCCUACCCGAUCGAGGUGUCUUUUCCGGACACCAUUGCAGUCCUCAAGCAGAACGUCAGCGAUACUUUGACGUUUCUGCACCAGGAGAGGAACGAUUUUUUGCCGGAAGACGAUAUCAUAAUACCCAGCAGGAAAGAUGAUCACAUUUCCAAGAAGAUCAACUUGGAAAGUAUCAACAAUAAGCAUCCUAAAAAACAGACGUCCGAUUUGGAUGUGUCCAUGGAUUUGGAUACGAGCACCGUAAAAGAUAUCGCGGAAAGUGAGGUGGAGCAAGUCAUUGAAAAGGCUGAGAAUGUCGCGAAUGAAAUGUACAAUAAGAAGAUUAGGCUUGGGGAUAAUGAUAAUGAAAAAAUGGAUAGUAUUAAAGAUUUAUCCGAUAGUCUACUGGAUGAUGCCAGAAACGCUACCGAAGAUUCGCUGGAUAACCUGGAGAGUUUAAAGGACGAUUCUAUAUCCGUGAUCCAGGAAAAAAGCGAUGAGGCUUUUAAGUUCUUAGAACAAGAAGCUUCAAGUCCUCUGGUUAUACCUUUGGAAGACUCAAUUACGUUUGUACAAAAAGAGUUGGACUCCAUUUUAACGUCAGAUGAUUCGUUUACCAAGACGGUUUCAUUCUCGGAGUCGCCUGGAAAGAGUUCGAAGAGUUCCAUACCUGUAGCCAAAACCAGAUCCAAAUUAGAGUCGGAAAAGGAUAUCGAUUUUUUGUUUGACGAGCUGCAGCGUGAUUCCGUAUCGCCCGAAGCCGAACUGUUGAGUAAAAUACCCGUGGUCAAAGGUGGCAAAAUUAAAACCAUAAAGAAGCAUUCUAAAGAUCCGUUGAAGGAGUUCGUAACGUUGUCGAAGGACGUGAAUUGGGACGACGAGGACGUUUCGAGUAAAAUGACCGCCGACCCGAUCGUCAAAACGACGGUGACGAGAAUCACGACGGAGAACAAGAGCAAAAUCCCCAAACUGAACGCGGUCGAGCCGGACUUUGAAGUGUCGCCGAAGAGCAAGAUCCCCGUGCUGAAGACCGAAACGACGCGGAUCGCGUCGCCGGAGUCGCAACUCGUGUCGCCGGACUCGCGGCCGUCGACCCUCGACUCGGACUCUGACGAGGACAGCCGACGCAGCCCGAUGCCCAAGGGCAUCCUCAAGAAGGCGGUCGCGCGCACGGUGGGCAGCUCGAGCGGAUCGGACGUCGCUCUUCACGAGGAGGGCGCCGAGCUCAGCGAGGACGAUUCAGAAGACUUUUACCACCAAGAACCUCAAUACACAGAAACAAAAACAGAAGAAAUCGACCCCAUAACCGGAGCCAAGACAACAAGGGUCCUGAAGACAGUGAGCCAAGUGAUCACAUCUCCAGGAGGAAGAAAUGAAGAAGAGAUCCGAGAACACAUGCAAAAUGUCGUUGAUCAGUUCAUGUCGGAGGAGAGACAUCCUCAAUAAACAAACCGUUCAGUCAUUGCUACUUAAUUCAAUUAAACUAGAUGACUAUAAUUAUAGAUAUUCUAUGCCGGUUUUGUAAUUUUAUUUAUUAUUUAAGAUGUUUUAUCUUUACACUUUUAUUUGUACCAUAUUCCAAAAUACUUAUUGACUAAGUAUGUUUUUGUUAAUUUUAUUCAAAACGACCAAGUUUUAAAUUUGUGAGGUUCUUUAUAUUUAUUAAAAGUUUUAGAAGUAUUCUUAAAUAUAGUGUAUAUUAAAUUAAUGCAAUUUGAGAGAUUAUAUUCACUUUUGAGCGUUAGCAGAGCAAACUAAAUAAAUAAAACUUGUUCCAGUUAUGUAAGUAAUAUACUUUUUAGUAUUUUAAUAUAGUGCCUAAACGAAUGUUUUUUACUUGAAACAGCUAGUUUCGGGUAAAAAUCGUGGUUUCCCUUUCUUAUACUAGGUGCAAGCGUAAAUUAUCUUUAUGGUACUAAAUUUUUCCGCCACAGUUGUUAAAAUUGUGAAAUUUUAUUAUUAUACAUAUAGAUUUUAAUAUAUUAUACAUAAUGCUUACACAUUAUAUUAUAAAGUUAUAAGAUUGUAGAAAUAUGGUUGCUUCUGUAAUUGAAAAAUAAAUGUGUGGUGUACAUUUUCUUUUA